Mytilus californianus (California mussel) is the source of this 830-nucleotide messenger RNA. RefSeq lists its product as uncharacterized. Lineage: Eukaryota; Metazoa; Mollusca; Bivalvia; Mytilida; Mytilidae. The record is from RefSeq and is a predicted model, not a curated record. The coding region runs from base 6 to 830 and encodes 274 amino acids. The transcript has 5 exons.
UCAAAAUGUUGACAGAGGCUGCGUCUGUGAAUACUGACCGUUUAAAUCCCAUCGCUUUUCAGUUGAAAUCUUUGAAGACAUUUGGAGCAAUACAGAUGGUAUUAGGUGGUAUCCUAGCAACCAUUGGAGCCGUCGGUUUAAUUUUGGAUAAGAGCAAAAAGGAUUGUUCUUUUUCAUUAGAUAUCCACUCUUACCUUAGAUUUGAUUUCUUAAAAUGUGAAGAUCGAUCAAAUGAUCUCAUUGGAAUGGACGGUGCAUGUUUAGGAUUAUCUAUAUGGGUAAUGGUAACUGGUGCCAUACCAAUGUUUAUGACCCAGAAGAGAGAAACGGAAUGGAGAAGUCUGAGACUGGCGUUUAUGGUGUGCAGUAUUAUUGGAGCGUCAGCAAUCGUUCCAACAAUCGGUGCUUUGGGACUAGCUGGUUUGAUCUUCCGAAGGGCAUUAUUGCCAUGGGCAGUGGAAACAUGGGCAACUUCAGUAGCAAUAAUGAUAACAGCUUUCCUCACGUUUGUACUGACCAUCGUUUCUUGUUCGUACUCUCUUUGCUGUGCUCCAAAACCAGAGAAUGAACAAAGAACUACCAUUAUAAACGUUGCUAACGUUGUACCAAGUAAGGUACCAGGUUAUCAGUUUCCUAUGGGAUACCAACCUAAUCCUUACCUACAAGGACAAAUGCCAAUGCAGUUCACAGGAGCGGGUCAAGUUCCGGGUAAUGCACCAGCUGCAUCAGGAUAUCCACUGUGUCCGACAAGUCCGUACGGAAUGGUACAACAAUCUCUAUCUGGUGGUAGUCCACAAACAGUCAAUGAUAAGAACAUUGAAAUUGAUUGA